AUGUUCGGCAGGCAACCAAUCCUCCCAACAACAGCAGAAUUGCAACUUCCAGCCACUAAAAUACACACAACAGAAGCAUGGCUCACAUACCUCAACCAUUAUCUGCCGAUACUACAUGGAAAAGUAUACAGCAAUAUACAAAAAGCACAGGAGAUACAAAAACGAUAUUACAAUCUUCUUUACACUUGGGUUGAGGCCAUAUCAAGAUAG
This is a messenger RNA of Zychaea mexicana, 210 nucleotides long. RefSeq lists its product as uncharacterized. The coding region runs from base 1 to 210 and encodes 69 amino acids. The transcript has a single exon. NCBI's taxonomy places the organism in Eukaryota, Fungi, Mucoromycota, Mucoromycetes, Mucorales, Lichtheimiaceae. The record is from RefSeq and is a predicted model, not a curated record.